Fraxinus pennsylvanica is the source of this 429-nucleotide messenger RNA. NCBI's taxonomy places the organism in Eukaryota, Viridiplantae, Streptophyta, Magnoliopsida, Lamiales, Oleaceae. The record is from the annotation of a GenBank genome assembly.
AUGGCGGAUAUCGAGCCGUUGUUGUGGAACAUCGGCACCAGCGAGGUACAAACCGCAGACCAUGAAGAACAAGCCAGUAAAGGCACCUCUACUAAGAGCAAAACUGCACGCUUGCUUCGCUGGAUGUGUUUCCAGGCCUCUGCGUUUUCACCUUUUAAACUCAACACAAUGAAGAUAAACAAAAUCACAAGAAGUCAUGGUAAAUGGGCUACUUUUCCAGUUGCCUCUUCCAUUCAACUUCCUUGGAAGUGUUUAUCGAGAAACAGAACAAAGUUUGGUCGACAUGAAGUCUUUGUUCCAGUUGCUAGAGGGAUGGAGAGGAUAAAUCCAAGAGUUCUAUACAACAUUUUUGGAUGCUCAGCAAUUUUGGGCUAUGUAACCUUCUUGCUGGUCAGGUUUGUAUGCAUAUCCUUAAGAUUCAUCUGGUGA